Camponotus floridanus (Florida carpenter ant) is the source of this 3466-nucleotide messenger RNA. RefSeq names its product myc-associated zinc finger protein (gene chn). The record is from RefSeq and is a predicted model, not a curated record. The transcript is spliced from 8 exons. Gene Ontology annotation, molecular function: DNA-binding transcription factor activity; RNA polymerase II cis-regulatory region sequence-specific DNA binding. Gene Ontology annotation, biological process: regulation of transcription by RNA polymerase II. NCBI's taxonomy places the organism in Eukaryota, Metazoa, Arthropoda, Insecta, Hymenoptera, Formicidae. The coding region runs from base 529 to 2955 and encodes 808 amino acids.
AUAGAAAGAAAAAGAGAGAGAGAGAGAGAGAAAGAGAGAGGAGACGGCGUGUAUUCCGCACUGGGAGAACAUCUCUCAGCGCGGGGAACGCGCGUGUGCGCGAGGACGGCCUGUGUUCGCGCGCUUCUCCGCAAUAUCGUAUGCGCGAAUGAUUAUGAUGCGAGUGGCUGAUGGCUUUUUUUUUCACCAUGUGCGUGCGCGCAUACACGACAACGACGGGACCAAGACGGCUGUUGCGAUGAUGGCUGGCGACGACGGUUUAGCCGCGCGCCGCUUCCGUAGAAGCGGAGAGGAGAGAACGAAGCGGAAAGGAAGGGAUCUUUCUCGGCCGGAUGGAUGGCCAUGUGCGCGCGCGUGUGCGAUCGCGCAUGUAUUUAUGCGAGUACACACGCGCGAGCGCGGAGAAGAUCUGCCUGGCGUCCUUGGUCUUAGACGGCUCAACACGCAGGUAGACGAAUUGCUUGGGGACACAACAUAAAAGGAAAAGAUUUAUUAUUUCUGUGUAAGUGACCAUUAAGGGCCUGCAAAAUGGAGGGGAGUGGCACCGGAAUUGGCAGGCUUGAUUCUUAUGAAGAUAUGUUUAAGGAAAUCACUAGGAAACUUUACGGGGAAGAUCCUGAUCAUAGAACUUCGAGCGUGCAAAACGAAUUCGAAGCGUCAGUUUCAUACAAAAACGAUGAAGAUACGGGAAAUGGUACAGACGGUAGUGACGAUGGAAACUGGACGUACGACGAGGAACCUCUAAAAGGCACUGAUGGUAGUCGAAUCGCUGCUUAUCAUGCUGGAAAAGUUAUAUGGCGAUGUGACGAAUGCGGCGAUGUUAUGGGAGGUAGUCCGCGUGAGCUUGCUGAACAUUUUAUGGAACUUCAUUCUUCAAGAAUCCUACCUGAUAACAGUAGAAACAGGCACCAUUCGCCACGCAAGGAUUAUCUGCAAACAGAGCUUAAAAUCGAAGACGUGGUUAUGUAUUUAGAGAGACUCCGUGAACGCGCCGAACGGGCAGCACCUCCCUCUAGAAGGACCCAAGAAACACAAACCGUACCUGCGGCUUUACUGCCAGUUACUUCGAGCUUUCUCCUGCAAGAACUGCCAUCCGUUCCCGCGCCGCAGCAUCUGCAACAGAAUACAGCUACGAUGACUACUUCGGCCGCAGCCUCCGUGAGUGGUAAACGAUAUACCUGUCCAUACUGUCCUUACGGCACUGACAGACGCGAUCUCUACACGCGACACGAGAACAUCCAUCGCGAGGAGAAGCCGUUUCACUGCUACAUGUGCUUCAAGCCCUUCAAUCGCGCCGACCAUGUAAAGAAGCAUUUCAUGAGAAUGCAUCGCGAUCAAACCUACGACGUCUCGAAAAUACGAAGACCGGUGGGAACAAGCGCAUCGAAGCCGUUGCAACAGGACACAGCGACAACGCCAACGGCGGCCAAUGCGAGCACCCAACCGCAACCGCAGCAGCAACACAUGAACUGCCAAGCUACUUUCGCUAGCAACAAGGGUUAUCAGUUACAGCCGAAUGUUGCUACAUCGGGCACUGGCACUAUUGGUAUUUAUCAAACAACGACCAUGCCCGCCCCGGGAGGAAUCAUGCAACCCGACGUGAAUAAUUGCAAUACAGGCAGACGCGUACAAAAUGGUGGAUGCAAUAGCAAAAGUCACCUUAAAGGUGGUUCCAAAAGCGCGCAGGAACGAAGGUACUCCUGCUUGUACUGUCCAUGGAGCGGUGUUGAUAAUUGGUGUUUGAAACGACAUUUGAACACCCACACGAAGCCCUUUGCAUGUAGUUUGUGUGAGUACAAAGCAGCACGCGCCGAACGGCUUUCGACGCACGUGCUCAAGGUACAUAAUAGGAGGCAAUGCUCGAGAUGCUCGUUUCUUGGCGAAGACGCGGCGCAAUUGCAGAUACAUCAGCUGCAUGUUCAUCGCGUUAGCAGUGCGAGUGCACCGUCGACAUCGACGGCUCAAACAGCACCGCCGCCGAGCAAUCGUCAUCCGCAACCUCUACAUCCCGUGGGAGGAGGACGACCACCACCUGGGCCACCAGUUUUUCCAGCACCAGCUCCAGCAAUCGCACCUGCUACCACUGUAAUACCACCGAGCACCAUACUCGGCCACGAGAUGGUAAAGUCCCCUGCAACCGCAGCAACCAUGGCAUAUCCCACGGAGGAGGAGAACCGGUCGCACCGUCGCAUAGCCGGCAUCAAUGGCGACGACGACGACGGCAACAACGAUGACGACGACGAUGACGACGUCGUCCGAGGCAACGGUAACCGUGAGGCACGCAAUCGUGACCUCGACGCGCGUCGCGUCUGCGGUUUCAAGAAUGAUAAGAACGAUUUUGUAUCGUGUCUGAGCGAUCAAAGUAACGGGAGUAGUAAAUAUGAUAUUAUCGACACGUCUAACAGUGAUUUUAUAUAUAGUUACCAGAUAAUGGCGAGCGCAAAUCAGUUACCAGAUAGUGCCGAGGUCCGACUUUCGGAACCGUGCCAUUCACGAGAUCCCGUGUGUAGACAGGACGAGAAGGAAAAUCAGCAAAGGCCGAGCGAGAGGCGAUCUAGGAAGCAGAGUCAACCGAGACAGGUAAAAUGGCAUUGGGAUUCUCGGUGCAAUCUAAUACCUGCGUUAGGUUUACAAGAUCUGACAAACGUCGAGCCGAACAAGAGACAAGAUAUUAAUGGUAAGAUUCAAAUGAUCUCUAGAUCUCGUCAACAAAAAUCAAUAAGACAAAGAAUGUUCAAGUGUCAUUUAUGCCGAAAAUAUGCGCCGACCCAAGGAAUGAGUCGCCGCUCGUAUCACAACAAAGCUUCGUUAAUACUUCACAUGUUAUGGCGACAUAAACGACGAUCUUGCUAUGACAAGAAUCGCACAUCAACAAUCAAUUUAUCAUCGACUGUCUCCUCGAUCACACUCAAGGCCACGUUUUUCACCAACCCGAAUUAUAGAUAUCAUAGAUAACAGCAAUGGAGGCUGGGAGUGGCUAAGAACGUAAAUUGUUAUUAUUAGAAUCAAAUUUUUCGAAGGAAUUGUAAUCUUUUUUAAAGAAACUCUAGUCGAGGAACUUUUAAUAUAUGUACAAUUUGAGUUUUGAUAUAUCUCUGUUGUACUUUUGUACUUUACUGAUUCUUUCCUCGUUGAAUUUCAUGAUUAAAUUAGCUUCUUUUUCGUUGUAAAAAGUACCUUGAUUUAUUGCGAAAAUAAACUUCGUACUCACACAAGAUAUCUAUGUCAGUAAUAUAAUAUGUUUGUAUGUUUGUAAAAGAGAAAAUUAUAAGAUAUAUUUGAUCUCUCGAUUUUCUCAUAGCACAUUAUGCCGGAAAUAAGCGCCCGUUCGAGGAGUGAACUUCGCAUCAACGAUUAGUUUGUCAUCGACCACACUUGAGGCUAUGUUUUUCCUCAAACUGAAUUACAGAGUAGGUAACAGCAAAGAAGUCUGGGUGAGCUAAGUAUGUAAAUUGUUAUUAUUAUA